Messenger RNA from Debaryomyces fabryi, 2640 nucleotides. RefSeq lists its product as uncharacterized. The transcript has a single exon. The record is from RefSeq and is a predicted model, not a curated record. Lineage: Eukaryota; Fungi; Ascomycota; Pichiomycetes; Serinales; Debaryomycetaceae. Gene Ontology annotation, molecular function: protein-containing complex binding; protein binding. Bases 1 to 2640 code for a protein of 879 amino acids.
AUGGCUAAAGGACAGACUGAGAUACGGCAUGAACAAGAAGAAAGCAGGGAAGAAGGUAAAAACACGGGGGAAUCUGGUGAUACAAUCAGAAAUUAUACUGGCUACGUUAUUGAUAGUGAUGUAGAGCAAAAUAAAGUGCCAAGGGAGGUAUUAGACAUUCUACAAGCAUUUCCAAUUUUCAAGCAAGCACCGGAGUCGUUUGCGAUGAAAGUGGCUUCGCAGCUCAGAUAUAAGGUCUAUGGACCAGAUGAAUACGUGAUUAGGAAGGGAGAGCCAUCGGAGUCGAUGUACUGGAUUUUGAAGGGAACAGUGAAUAUUGGUGACGGAGAGUCGAUACAUGCGGAGCUCGGACUGGGGAGUUUUUUUGGUGAAGUGGGAGUUAUAUACAAUAGACCGAGAACAGCUACAGUCGUGACCAGAAGUAAAGUUGUGGUGGGAAUAAUGGGGAGCGAGUCACUCAAUUUGGUAUUGCAAUACUAUCCUUCGAUAGAGAGGAAGAUCAGAGACGAGGCACAGGGAAGACUAGCUCUGCAAGAAAAGAAAUACAAUACUGGACUACUCAAAUGUAAUAAAACAUAUCACAGUAAAGUUGAAGGUUAUCGAGACGAGCAUCAGACCCAUCCUAUUCCGUUUCUCAGAAUUCUUAAAGAUUUUACCCUUUUUCAACAAAUGCCAAGUUAUGUCGUUGACGAAUUACUAUCAUGUGCGGAAUUUGUAAAGGUUCCCAUGUUAGAUUAUGUUUUUAAGAAAGGUGAUAAGGACGUAGAUGUUUACUUCAUUGUUAGGGGUAGAGUAGAAAUAAUCGAUAAUGAGUUGGAUCCUAAACUGGGUAACAAAUUGACAGCGUUAGAGUCAGGUAAUUCUAUUGGCAUUUCAUCAUUCUUAUCUUAUAUGAAAGGAAAUAAGAGCAUUAGGAGAUUCGCUAGUGUUAUGUCUGUUUCACCAUUGGAAUUGCUUAAAAUUCGAAGUGUUAAGUUGAUGUCAUUGUGUAAACAGUUUUCCUUUAUUAUAGAUGAAUUAGAACAUGAAAGCUUUAAUAGGGCUUUCUUGUUUUCUCCCCGUAAAACUGAUACAAAACCAAACAGCCCACCUUCAACCAGACUUUCUAUUGAAUUUCUCAUGAACGAAAAUGAAGAUAAUUUACCUGAAAUUACCAAUCAUUCACAGUCUAAGAAAAAGAAAUUACAGAACCAGCUGCCAUCGUACACUACAAAUAGUUCAGGGUACGAAAAUGUUUCUCCCAUUUCACCUAUUUCCCCGUUGGAAAACAUAGAUUCAUUUUCUGCGCAAACGCAGAAAAUAACCACAGCCGAGGCACAUAUCAAUACUAAAAAGAGGAAGUUAACGGCAGAUAUACACUCACUUGAUUUUCUUGAUGAGAGACAUUCUGCAGAACCCGAAAGAGAAAAGUUCUGGGACCAUGAUUAUAGAUACGACGAUAAUAGAAUGAAAUUAAGGAGCAAAAAUGAAGUGCACUCAAGACAUGCUGCCGAAUCACUAUUUACAAUGAUAAUGCUGAAGGUGUUUGAAUAUUUGACCAUUCCUGAAUUGAUGAAAUUGAGAAUAGUAUGCAAGCAAUGGAACGAAAUACUAUCUACGGCCCCAGGGUUAUGCAAGAAGUUAGACUUAACACCAUGGAAUACAUCGAUUGAUGAUAAAUCAUUAAUAUCAAUAACAAACUUUGUUGGGGCGAGACCACAGGAUAUUGACAUAUCAAAUUGCUUUCAUAUAACGGACGAGGGCUUUAGUUAUAUGGUCAAUGAGAUUGGUAUAUCCGGAAAAAUAAAAGGCUUGAAAAUGGAAUCUAAUUGGGAAAUUAGUGGAAUGGCUAUAAUGGAUUUAAGUGUAUCAAUAGUUGGUAAACAUUUGGAAAAUAUUGAUUUGGCAAAUUGUCGGAAGGUUCGUGAUGAUGUAUUAGAAAGGCUUACCGGUUGGGAUUCAAGAGAGAGAAAUCAAACGAAUAAAGAACUCGAAGAAGGCAAUAAAAUAUCAGAUGUCAGUGUCGGGUGCAAGAACUUGAAAGCAAUUAACGUUGGAUAUUGUAAGCAUUUGACGGAUAAUAUAAUGUAUCAUAUAUCUCAGAAUGCUAAUGAAAGAUUGGAAAGCUUGGAUUUAACAAGAUGUACGACUAUUACUGAUAAGGGAUUCGAAUAUUGGAAUAGAAGACAUUUUCCAAAUUUGAGAAAGUUAUCUUUGAAGGAUUGUACUUUUUUAACUGAUAAAGCAAUAAUAUCAAUUGCAAAUUCAGCAAAUAAUUUAGAAGUUUUAGACUUGAAAUUUUGCUGCGCUUUAUCAGAUGUUUCAAUUGAUAUGUUGUGCUUAGGUUGCCCAAAAUUAAAACAUUUAGAUUUGUCAUUCUGCGGAAGCGCUGUUAGUGAUUUCUCGCUCGCUAAUAUCUCGUUGCAUUUGCGAUUCUUAGAAAAAUUAAUCCUAAAAGGUUGUAUUAGAGUUACUAGAGCUGGUAUAGACUCAUUAUUGAGUAGUUGCUCUAUGUUGAAUUAUCUCAAUGUUAGCCAAUGUAAAAAUGCUCAUGUUUAUCCAGGUGGUGUUCAGGCUCAAAUGUUGAAAAUUCACAGUCAGACGAAAACUGCUUUUGUUACUGCUGGGUCUUAUAAAAAUAUUGUUGAAAUUGCGGUUUAA